Chenopodium quinoa (quinoa) is the source of this 848-nucleotide messenger RNA. RefSeq lists its product as uncharacterized. The record is from RefSeq and is a predicted model, not a curated record. The transcript has 8 exons. NCBI's taxonomy places the organism in Eukaryota, Viridiplantae, Streptophyta, Magnoliopsida, Caryophyllales, Amaranthaceae. Bases 229 to 585 code for a protein of 118 amino acids.
AUAAAAAGUUACGGGACUAUGAAAAAAAUUUCAUAGUCUAUCUCUUUGUCUUCCAUCUCUCGAGCCAUAAUCUCACCAUAUCGAAUUCUGCUUUGCAUUGUCCAAAAAAAUCAUUGUCAAAUUCUGCCAUAAAAUCCGAGUAUUCGUGAUUUCUUGUCAAGUUGCUUGCAAACCCUAAAACCCCAAAUUGAACCGCAAAGGUUAUUCCUAUUCCGCUGACGUCCAAAUAUGGCUUCCCCGGACAACAAAGACACUCCUCCUGCGAAGAAGAUGAAGCUUGAAGAGAAAAUCCCUAAUCCCCAAGAUGGAACUAAUGAAAAUCUUGAGUACCGUAAACCCAAAGAUUACUUUGUCCUGCUGAAGCUGGAAGUCAUCUUACAAAAUCGUGAAUCCGCUGGAGAUGUAAUGUCUUUGUUUCAUAAAGUGAUGAAAGAUGCUGGCUGCUCUGAAUCCCAGAUAAGGCCACUUCAUAGCUCCUAUCACUUUUUUGCACGCCUUACUCCAGAGGAAGCUAAGAAGCUGGCUGGUUUGGAUUCUGUGAAAAAAGUGAGGCCGAAGGUUAAUUCCCGUUGGUUUUCGGCAUAAUGGCAUUUAGGCUGUUGAAUUGAUGUGCUAUGGCCUUGUGAUUGUGGAUCGAUGUUCGUGUUAAGUCACAUUCCCGUUGUAAUAAGAGUAUUACAAAAUAGGAUUGGGGGGUUAUAUUAGGGUAGCUGAAUUGCUGAGUUGUGGCCUACUGGCUGUGUAGUGUGAUUUAUCCUCUUGUAACAAAGACGAUCAUUUGCAAUCACUGGUUGUAAUUCAACUUAACCUGGUUUGUUUAUGCUUCUUGUUGUUACUAAGUAUGAUUA